This is a messenger RNA of Monodelphis domestica (gray short-tailed opossum), 6092 nucleotides long. The record is from RefSeq and is a predicted model, not a curated record. NCBI's taxonomy places the organism in Eukaryota, Metazoa, Chordata, Mammalia, Didelphimorphia, Didelphidae.
AUUGCUCACCUUUUUCUUUUCUCCCUUUCCCCCCUUUUCUACCUGCAUGGUCCUCUGUUCUUUGCCCACUUCCCUCCCUUUCUGCCCAAUAUUCACUUCUCCCCCUGCUGUUGCUGGUAUCCUCUCUCUGGAAAAGCGAUCCUCUGCUUCCCCUGUGCCCAUGCUCUCUGGGCAUGCGUCCGCACCUGUCCAACCGGCUGCACCUGCACUCAUGAGCGCAGCUGCUCUGUGCUGUGUGAUAGGACCGGACUCCUGCAGGUGCCCAGUGAGUUCCCCUGCGAGGCCUCCUUCAUCAACCUGGACAAGAACGGCAUCAAAUUCCUGGCAGAGCGGGCCUUUGGGACCCUGCCCUCCCUCCGACAACUGUCUCUAAGCCACAACAACAUUUCCUUCAUCACUCCAGGGGCCUUCAAGGGGCUGCCUAACCUAGUGGAGCUGAGAAUUGCCUACAACGAGGACAUCCGCUACCUGCACACGAGGACUUUUGCUGCCCUUCGACGCCUGGUCAGGCUGGACUUGGCAGGCUGCAACUUGUUCAGCAUCCCUGACCGGAUCUUUGUGGACCUCCCUGCCUUGCAAGAGCUCUCCUGCUUCCAGAACCACUUCCGCCGGGUGCCCGGAGCCAUCAGGGGGAUGGAGAACCUGACUCGUCUCUACUUAGAGCGAAAUUGGAUCGAGGCCAUCGCCUACAACUCGCUGCAGGGUCUGGGCGGGCUGCGUUCUCUGAGUCUGCAAGACAACAGGAUCACUGUGGUGCAUGCGGGGGCAUUCCAGGACUGCCAGGUCAUGGAGUACCUCUACCUCAACGACAAUCUCCUCCACAGUCUUCCGGGGAGCUCCUUUGAGGGACUGGGCCACCUAAAGAUGCUCAAUCUCGGGGGCAACUCCCUGAGCACCGUAUCUAGGGCUUGGUUCCGCGACCUGGUGGAGUUGGAAGUGCUCUACCUGGACAGGAACAGGAUACGGUACAUUGAAGAAGGAGCCUUUGAGAACCUCACCAGCCUCGUGGCUCUGCACCUAAACAGCAACAACCUCACCUUAUUGCCCUUCUCUGUCUUCCAGCCUGUCUACUUCCUGGGCCACCUGUACUUGUUUCGGAACCCUUGGCACUGUGACUGCCAGAUGGAGUGGCUCAAAGAGUGGAUGGAGAGCUACGGUCUUGUCAGGGAUGUCCCCUGCGCCUCCCCAUCCUCUGUGGCCAGUGGAGACUUGAGCACGGUUGACUUUCACCGAUCCCAUGAGGGUCUCUGCCUGGAUCCUGAAGAACUGAACUUCACCAUGUCCAGCGAGGCCCCAUCGGAAGGUCCUCCCUCUGCCACUGAGAGCAAGUUCAGUAGCCUCAUCUCCAAGCUCCUAUCCCCAAGGGCUCCACCAGAAGAGAUGGCCAACGACACUGGGGGCUUGGUCAACGGCUCUCUGCUAGAUAGCCUUUCCUCGGGUGUAGAAGGAAGGCAGGGAAACAAGACCUUAUCAUUUUGGGUCUUUCCUCACCUAUUGCUCUGUGUGGUGUUUUCCAUAGUGACAAGACUGAACAUGACAUAAGUUCACAAGAUAUUUGUGGGAAAGCACAUUUAAAACAUUUAAAAGGCAUUUAAAACGGUGAUGCCCUCAGGUUGGUUAGAAAUCGACUUCUGGUUGGCAGAAGGAGGGGAUUGCUGGUAGAAGGGCCAAGGUAAAAUAACCUACUGCUGGAGAGGUCAUGGGGAAAUGUUGUUUUGUCACUGCCCACCCCAAAGGCAAACAUAAAUCCAACAACUAGAACAGAGAAUGGAAGAUAAACAUACUUACAGUUGUGUAUUUAUUUAGUGUUCACUUUUCUGUGCAGGGAUGGCCUUUUGCAUCUCUGAUUUAUAGAAGUGUCAGAUGGCCUAUAAUGUAUGGUUUGAGAGCUUCCAGGAGAUACCCCUCACCAUAAUAUCUCCCUUACUCUAGAAUUCAAGUGUCUAAAAUACCUACUGUAGGAGAUUUUUUUCUUUGGGGCCAAACAUUGCCCUCUCUUGGCUCCUCUUUUGAAGAAAGCCAAUUCUCCCAAGAAAGGGACAUUAUGAUAUCCUUAACCCUUUGGUAUAAAUUGGUUUUUCUUUCCUCCCUGAAAUAGGGAAGGGGGAAUGGUAUGGUUCAACAGAACACCAGAAUGAGGACACUGGAGGGAAGAGUUCUGAAAUGACUGGAUGGGGCAGUGAUGGUGAACCUUUUAGAGACCAAGUGCCCAAACUUCAGCCCUUACACAUAUGUGAGGUCUCCACCUUAUCCCAGACAGGGGAGGGAGGAAGUGUUCCUAUUGGACUGCUGGGCAGAGGAGUGGGUGAUGGGAGAAAUGUUCUCAGGCAGCAUGGAGAAGGGGAAGGGAGCAACCCACUCUGGCAUGUGUGCCAUAGGUUCACCAACACAGGAUGGGGAAAGACCCAGAAAGGAUAUUGAUGCUUGGAAGGAUAUUGAUGGUGAACACAACAUUUGUCUUACAAUUCUAUGUUGGCUCCAAAAGAAGUAUCAAGUUGAGAGGGAAUUCGUUGGGUAAGCCUUUUAAUAAGGGAAGGGGGAGGGGAGUAGAGUUUGGUCCUUUGUACAUUUUGGUACUUAACAAAUAUAAAGAUACUUACUGGAAAGAGGAAGUUUUAUGUUCUCAGGACUUAGGAAAUGAUAAUUUAAAGAUGCUAUUAUUCCAUGACAUUUGACUAUGAGAAGAAAGUCAGGACUGUCUAGUGAGUGCAGAAAACCAUCACUAUACAGGCCUCAUCUCUCCACGGCUACUAAUGGCUUUUCCCAAGUUCUUUAACAUCAGUUUUCAGAAACAGAAAAAUGAUUGGAAUGAGAAUGGACAGCAAUGAGCUGCUCUUGGAUAAUUCCAGGACGUUGUAACAGCACAUGCUGUAGUUUCCAGUCUCACGUUUCAGGCAUAGACUACUGAAGAGAAGAGCCUCUGGAAAUACCAUACUCAGCCUGAGGUACCAUCUUUCUUCAUUUCUUCUUUCCAAGCAGGAAGAUCAGAAGCUUCCCUCUCACUGACAGACAUUCUCCAGCUACAGUUCACUGCCCCAAAAUACCAUCAGAAACUCCUGAGCUGAAUGUCCUUGUGUUGUUUCUUCCAAAAUAAAAAGAAGAAUCAGAUCAGUUAGUCAAUCAGUAAGCAUUUAUUAAGUGCCUACUAUGGGGCGAGCACUGUGCUAAGCACUGGGGGUUCAAAAAGAGACACAAAAUAGUCCCUGAAUUCAAGGAGCUCACAAUUAUAUGGAUUAUCAGAUCUCUGAUAAAUGCUGACUUGACUUGCCCACUGCAUGGGACACAAUGAUGUUGGAUUUCCAGGAUAUUUACAAAUGAAGAUUAAGUAAUUUUUUUUUAAUGCAUUGAAUUCAUCUUUGAAUCAUGAAAAGUUGUUUUUUAAGACCCACUCUGAUGUUCUGUACUGCACAGCUACAGGGCUGAGCUGAGGAAGUCUGAAGGGAAUAAUAUUCCAUCCAGUCAUUGGAAGUUUAAUACUAGAAUUUUUUAUAAAGGAUUAUUAGUUGAUCAUGCAUUUUUAAUAGCUGGUUUUCCUAGAGGUUAUUAGGCAGUAAUUUUUUUUAAUCUUGUUGCAUAAACGUAAACCCUGAAGAUUAGUUUUGUAUUUUCAAUAAAUUUGUUCAAAUUGUAUUUUUCAAAUGCAAAAAUCAAUGGAGAUCAGGUCAGAAAAAUCAUUUAUUCCAACCAGAUACUAUGGAAGGGAGAGCUUGAAUGAUGGGAAGCUGGUUGGUUUUUUUUUUUAUCUUUGUAACCAUGGAAGUGCAGGGAAGAACCUCUCAGUCUAGGUUGCCAAGGAACAGAAUGUCACCUAGAGAAAAAUGGUUUUCAUUACUUUUGACCCAAGAGGGUUUGUGGUAUCAGCUUUAAUAUGUUUUCUUGGUACUGACUGGCUGGCUGCCUUGCUUUUUUAGAGAUAGAAUCUUUAGACUGGAAGUUUUUGAAUGAGUAUUAAAACCUAGAGGUCCUCCUGGGAGAUUUUUUUUUAAUAAAGUUAACCAGAAUUCCAGCAGAAUUAUGGGUAAAAAGGGCUGGGAGCCAUAUAAUGAAUCAUGAAAAGCACGGAAUGAGCUUUUAGUGAACUGUAGGCUGUUAUGAGCUGACUGUAGGGGAGAAAGCAUCUUUAUUUUUGGGUGUAAAUUUUUUCCAGGCCAUUAUGAUGCUACUUUGUACCAGAACACUAAAAUGACCCUUGGUGAGGUCGCCAUGUCUUCAAAAUAUGUCAUUUUCUUCAUCUGCUAGAAUGAAAUCUAUAAUUGCAAACAAUGACAAGAACAUUAAGCUGCAGAUCUGGGAGGAGGAAAACUGGGGCAAGAGCCAUUAAAAUUCUCUCCUGGGGUCAAGUACCACCUCUUGUCAUUUCCACUACACUAGAUUUCUCAAGAGAAAGAAAAUACGAAGAAAAAAGGUUCAUAUUUCAUGCACCAAAAAAAUAAAGGAAGCCCUUACAACUCCCUUCUGAUUUCUACAAUCCCUCAAAGGGGAAAGUCUGGAUGGGUAUUAGUUUUCUCCCUUAGGUUACUUUUUAAAUAUUUCUGUACUAAUAACUCUUUCUUUCCUUUUUAGUAACAACUCUAUCACAGAAGGGCAAGGACUAUGCAAAUGGGGUUGUGACUUGUCCAGAGUCACACAGCUAGGAAGUAUUUGAGGCUAGAUUUGAACCCAGAUCUUCUCAACACCAGGCCAGAUGUUCUAUCCAUUGCGUCAUCCAGCUUCCCACUGGGUUACUUUUAUAAGCAAUCUCAAUGUAAGCCAUGUUAUAAUGAUGCAGCUUUGACUAGAUAUUUUAAAUGCUUACAUUCUACCUUAGAAUUAAUUCUGCGUAUUGGUUCCAAGAUAGAAGAAUGGUGAGGGCUGGGCAAUGGGGGUUAAGUGACUUGCCCAGGGACACAUAGCUAGGAAGUGCUACAGGCCAGAUCUGAACUCAGGACCUUCUGUCUCUAGUACUGGCUCUCAUUCCAAAGAGCCACUUAGCUGCCCCUUGAUAAUGUGUUUUCAAUAGGCAGGGAUAUUUAAAACAAAACAAAACAAAAAAUUGAACUCAUUUUAGUAUGGUGAGAUUACAAGUCUGUUGAGUCCUAGGAGCUCAGAGAAUUUUCUCUCCAUCUCCCCAAGUAUUUAGUCCAAGUGAGAAUUUUAGUGUGUUUGUAAGGUGCUAUGGACCAGGGAGGAGAGUAGCACCAUUUUAGUAGAUUUGGGUCCCAUACCAGUGCCUUGAACACUACUUCCAUUUGUGAUUUAGCUAGAUAGAAUUCUGAAGGGCUCAGGGAAACAUUCAUGUGAUAAUUUAAAAAAGAAGUUCUCCCACAUAAGUCAUCAGCAUUUCUAUAUACUUCCAACUCAUCCCAGUAGCAAGAGUUAGAAAAAGAAAUUCCCUUUAAAAUCAUCACAGACAGUAUAAAAUACUUAGGAAUCCAUUUGCCAAGACAAACACAGGAACUAUAUGAACACAACUAUAAAACACUCUCCACACAAUUAAAACUAGAUCUAAACAAUUGUAAAAACAUUAAUUGCUCAUUGGUAGGACGAGCUAACAUAAUAAAAAUGACAAUCCUACCCAAACUAAUUUACUUAUUUGGGGCCAUAUCCAUCGAACUACCAAAACCCUUUUUUUUAGAAUUAGAUAAAAACAAUAACAAAGUUUAUUUGGAAGAACAAAAGAUCAAGAAUAUCAAGGGAAAUCAUGGAAAAAAAUGCGAAGGAAGGUGACCUAGUAGUACCAGAUCUUAAACUGUACUAUAAAGCAGUGGUCAUAAAAACAAUAUGGUACUGGCUAAGAGACAGAAGGAAGGAUCAAUAGAAUAGACUUGGGGUAAGUGACCUCAGCAAGACAGUCUAUGAUAAGCCCAGGGAUCCCAGUUUCUGGGACUCAAAAUCCACUAUUUGAUAAAAACUACUGGGAAAAUUGGAAAACAGUGUGGGAGAGAUUAGGUUUGGCUCAACAUCUCACACCCUACACCAAGAUAAACUCAGAAUGGGUAAAUGACCUGAAUUAAAGAAGGAAACUAUAAGCAAAUUAGGCGAACACAGAAUAGUAUACAUGUCAGAUCUCUGGGAAAGGAAAGACUUUAAAAACCAAGCAGGAGCUAGGAAAA